AUGUUACAGGUAAGACAAAUCAAUUCUGAUAUGUUACAAGCUGCCAUGGAAAUUGUCAUUCAGUGUGUGUACUUCUUGGGACAUCACAAUAGUGGUCAUAUUGAAUCUAAUUUUUACAGACUGCGAAACCAGAAAGAGAGUCGUAGAAGUUAUAUUGAUGUUGAGAAUUGUAAGAGUUAUAUUUGUGGUGAUUCAAUGCGUGAUUUGAUUGACAAGUCUGGAAAUUCAUCUGGAAGUGGAUCAGGAAUGGCUCUGUUGGUUCAACGGACAAUUGGGAAGCAAAUAGAUAUGGUUGAAAGUAUUGGAAAAGGACAUUUUGGAGAAGUCUGGAAGGCACGUUUACGUGAUGAGUGUGUUGCAGUUAAAGUUUUCUUUACAUCUGAGGAAGCUAGCUGGUCUAGAGAAACAGAUAUAUAUAAAACUGUCCUUCUUAGACAUGAAAACAUUUUAGGAUUCAUUGCUGCUGAUAUUAGAGGUACAGGUUCGUGGACUCAGAUGUUACUGAUUACUGAUUAUCAUGAGCUUGGCUCUUUGCACGAUUAUUUAAAAGUGUGCAAGCUAGAUAUACGUGCUAUGUUAAAACUAGCCCAUUCAGCCUCAUGUGGCUUAUCACAUUUACAUGUUGAAGUUUUAGGAAAACAAGGAAAGCCAGCUAUAGCUCACAGAGAUAUAAAAAGUCGAAACAUCCUGGUAAAAAAGGAUAGAACAUGCGCAAUUGCAGAUUUUGGCUUGGCUGUUAAAUAUAAAAGUGAUACAAAUGAAUUGGAUAUAGCAUCUAAUACAAGAGUAGGGACUAGAAGGUAUAUGCCACCAGAAGUUUUGGAUGAAACACAAGACAUCUCUCAGUUUAAAUCUUUCAUCAUGGCAGAUAUGUACUCAUUUGCUCUAGUUUUGUGGGAAAUUGCAAGGUGCUGCAUAAUUAAUGGAAUAGUUGAAGACUAUCAGCUUCCAUAUUAUGAGUGUGUACCUUCAAAUCCCAGUUUUGAAGACAUGAAGAAAGUAGUAUGCAUCGAUCAGAGAAGACCCUCCAUACCAAAACACUGGAGUCAUAAUGAAACAAUGGAAGUAAUCAGCAAAGUCAUGCAAGAAAGCUGGAAACAAAAUCCAGGAGCACGACUCACAGCUCUCAGAGUGAAAAAGACUCUUUCAAAAUUAGAAAGUCAACAUAAAAAUGGAGAGCUUGUCUGAAUUGCAAUGAAGUUAUUGUUUUGGAAAGUUUAUCCAAAUGAUGAAGGAUUUCAAAACUGUGAGUCAGAUUAAUGGCUAAACCUCCUUGUAGAUAAUAUUGGUGCCUUUACUUCGAGAAAGUGAUGAGAACUUAACCGGGUAUGUCCUCAACUCAUCACAGUAUAGUUCUGUAAGAAAAGUAUAUCUGGUCCAGGUACAAAAUGAGUUGAGGGCUGCUGCUCAAUUGUGUUCUGUGUUUUCUUAAGUCCAUAAGGCAUUUAUAAGAAUUUUAUUGUCUGUUUAUAAUGACAUUCCCUUUCAUAGUCUGGGUUUCAAAUUCAUUGAAAUACUGAAUUAAAUUCACUGCAUGAGUGAUGUUAAGGGAAAAAGCUGACAAUCUUUUAUUUUUUUCAUGAGCAGCUAGGUAUUGUUUUAAGAAUGCAGUUUUAGUUCAAUAAAUUUAAAACUAUUUGUUUAUUACUUAAAAUUUAAAUGAGCUGAAAGCAGAUACGUACUUCUUUUAAUAAGUAUAUAGCUAUUAGAUUUCAUUGUUAUAUUUUUAUGUAAUUUCAAACUGGUGAAAUUUGCCAUACAAAUGAUCAAAAUAUAGAUCUGUGUUUUUGUUAUUAAAAAAAAAGGUAGUCUUAAUUUACUUGCAUAGAUGCCUGCAUUUCAUUUGUAAGCAUUAAUCUAGUGCUUUAAAAGGUCUUAAGAAUCUCUUGAAUUUUAUAUUUUCUGUUUAAACUUAUUGGAAAUUGGGAUCUUUAAUAGGGAAUAUUUUAAUUGAUCUGAUAUAAAAAAAAUAAAUAAUAAUAAUAAUAAUAAUAACUUUAUAUUCUCUGGCUUCUGUAAAGCCGAUUUCAAAUUUCUUCUUUUUAGCAGUUCAUUGAACUCUCAGAAUGCAUUUAAUGAAUUAUUUAAGUAUAUUUUCAGAGAAGGAAUUUAAUAAUAUGUUUAGAAAUAUGAGAAACUGUUGGUGUAAGUAAUUUUUACUAAAAUGAUGAUUUUUAAGUAUGUUUAUUCUCUCUGUGCGUAAGUAUGCACACAGCUACCAUCCAUUUUGCUAAAAUUGGGAAAUUUGUUAAGUUUUCAAACAUUCGAAUAAAAAAAAAUUUCUUCUGUGCUUGGAUUUUCAUCAGUGUAAUAUUUUAAAAGAAUAGAAAAGAAAAUUACGAAAUCAAAUUAUUUUAGCCUCAAAGUAUAGUUUAAUAUUUAAUUUUUAUUGUAAAUUUAAAUUUUAUAAUGUUUCAUGUUAAAAUCAUAUUAUAACUAGUUUAAUAACCCGAAUUAUGCCUUUAGUUUUAAAUCAUGUUUGCCAGUUUGGAGAGUUGUUCUGAUGUCCAGUUUUUUCAAAAACAUCCCUGUUUUGCAUUCUUCAAAGUUGGCUUUUGUCUAUGUGUAUGUUAAUCACUUUAUAUAUUUUUUACUCUUUGAGAUGUACUUAAUUUCCAAAAUUCAUUAACAAUAGCUGUUUCUGAACUGAAAUACAAAAUUUAAUGUAUCAGUGCUGGAAAAUUUAUCUAACUGCAAAAUUUAUUAUUAGUACAAUCAUUAGCACAAAAUUAUUGGACAGGUUUAUUUGUAAUCUGAAAAGCAUCUGCACUUCAUUUGAUCUGAACUUCUAAGGGCACUACAUUUUUAAUAAUUUAAAGAACUAGCACUGCUUUUUGGAUGCAGCCGAUAAUAAUUUUAUUGUAUUCCUGAAGUGGAAACUUCUUAGCAUUUCAGAGAUGCUACUGCUAUCAUUAUGCAUAUUUUAUCUUCUGGAAGAUAGAAAGUAUUAACAUUUAACCAUUUCUCAGGAAAUAUUUGUUGCAAUUCUCAUAUAGUAGAAAACCAUCAAGAGAAAAAUGUGUUGCUUUAAGUUUUAUUAUUAUUAUUAAAUAAGAGCAAAAGUCUGACUAGAAAUUGCUUUAUGAUGGAAUAAUGUUGCACUUAUUAUUUUAUUUUUAU
Messenger RNA from Stegodyphus dumicola, 3120 nucleotides. It is a transcript of the gene tkv, whose product is annotated as serine/threonine receptor kinase thickveins. NCBI's taxonomy places the organism in Eukaryota, Metazoa, Arthropoda, Arachnida, Araneae, Eresidae. Gene Ontology annotation, molecular function: ATP binding; transmembrane receptor protein serine/threonine kinase activity. The record is from RefSeq and is a predicted model, not a curated record. Gene Ontology annotation, cellular component: signaling receptor complex; plasma membrane. Gene Ontology annotation, biological process: cell surface receptor protein serine/threonine kinase signaling pathway; protein phosphorylation; cellular response to growth factor stimulus.